GGGCAGUGACCCCUCACCUCUGAGAACAGUGUAUCUGGAUACCUACUGACAGCCUCUGCCACUCAGCCUUCAGUAGUGCAAUGUCAGGGCAGCACACUCCCUCUGCUGGGGGUCCUUUCUCAGCGCUCACCCCCAGCAUUUGGCCACAGGAGAUCCUGGCAAAGUAUGCACAGAAAGAAGAAUCCAUCGAGCAGCAGGAGUUCCACUAUGAUGAAUUUGGUUUCCGAGUUGAUAAAGAAGACAGUGGUGAGCCAAACUGCAGCAAGCUUCUGGGGAUCCCACUGACAGAAGAGCCCCAGCAGAGGCUCAAGUGGCAAGCUCACCUGGAGUUCACACACAACCAUGACGUGGGUGACCUCACGUGGGACAAAAUUGAGGUCACCCUACCGCAUUCAGACAAGCUGCGCUCGCUGGUGUUGGCUGGCAUCCCACACAGCAUGAGGCCACAGCUAUGGAUGCGUCUGUCUGGGGCCUUGCAGAAGAAGAGAAAUUCAGAGAUGUCGUAUCGGGAUAUUGUGAAAAACAGCUCCAAUGAUGAAACCAUUGCUGCCAAACAGAUUGAGAAAGACUUGCUCCGCACGAUGCCCAGCAACGCCUGCUUCUCCAACAUGAACAGCAUCGGGGUGCCACGUCUGCGCAGGAUACUCCGGGGACUUGCCUGGCUCUAUCCAGAGAUAGGAUAUUGCCAAGGCACUGGCAUGGUAGCAGCCUCCCUGCUGCUCUUCUUGGAGGAAGAAGAUGCCUUCUGGAUGAUGUGUGCUAUCAUUGAGGAGCUGGUGCCUGCCUCCUACUUCAGCACCACCCUGAUGGGGGUGCAGACAGAUCAGCGUGUCCUGCGACAGCUCAUUGUGCAGUACUUGCCCCGUCUGGACAAGCUGCUGCAGGAGCACGACAUCGAGCUGUCCCUCAUCACCUUGCACUGGUUCCUCACCUCUUUCGCUAGUGUUGUCCACAUCAAGCUGCUGCUGCGUAUCUGGGACCUGUUCUUCUACCAGGGCUCCCUGGUGCUGUUCCAGCUCACACUGGGCAUGCUCAGUAUGAAGGAGGAUGAGCUAAUCCAGUCUGAGAAUUCUGCCUCAAUCUUCAACACCCUCUCAGACAUCCCGAGCCAGAUCCAAGAUGCAGACGUGCUGCUGCGGGAGGCCAUGCGCGUGGCCGGCUCCCUGACUGAUGUCGCGGUGGAGACCCAGCGCCGCAAGCACUUGGCCUACCUCAUUGCUGACCAGGGGCAGCUGCUCAACUCCAGCUCCACCGUCAACAGUUUAUCCAAGGUUGUGCGGCGCAGAACUCAGCGCAGGAAAUCUGGCAUCACCUCUCUGCUUUUUGGGGAUGACGACCUGGAGGCGCUGAAAGCCAAGAACAUCAAGCAGACGGAGCUGGUGGCCGACCUGCGGGAGGCCAUCCUGCAGGUGGCACGGCACUUCCAGUGCGUGGAUCCCAAGAACUGCAGCAUUGAUCUGACUCCGGAUUACAGCAUGGAAAGCCACCAGCGGGACCACGAGAACUACGUGGCCUGUUCGCGCAAUCGGCGGCGGCGAGCGAAGGCGCUGCUGGACUUUGAGCGGCACGACGACGACGAGCUGGGCUUCCGCAAGAACGACAUCAUCACGAUCAUCUCCCAGAAGGAUGAGCACUGUUGGGUGGGAGAGCUGAAUGGACUGAGAGGCUGGUUUCCUGCAAAGUUUGUUGAGAUCUUGGAUGAGCGGAGCAAAGAAUACUCCAUCGCUGGCGACGACACCGUCACGGAAGGGGUUACGGACUUGGUGCGGGGAACGCUCUGCCCAGCCUUGAAGUCCAUCUUUGAACAUGGACUGAAGAAGCCAUCUCUGCUAGGGGGGCCCUGCCACCCCUGGCUGUUCAUUGAGGAGGCUGCAAGUCGGGAAGUGGAACGGGACUUUGAUUCAGUGUAUUCCCGCCUCGUGCUCUGCAAGACUUACAGGCUCGAUGAAGAUGGCAAAGUCCUCACACCAGAGGAGCUCCUUUACCGGGCAGUUCAGGCUGUGAACAUGACGCACGAUGCUGCACAUGCACAGAUGGACGUGAAGCUUCGUUCCCUUAUUUGCAUCGGACUAAAUGAGCAAGUGCUGCAUUUGUGGCUGGAGGUGCUUUGCUCGAGCCUGCAGACUGUGGAGAAGUGGUUCCAUCCCUGGUCCUUCCUGCGCAGUCCUGGUUGGGUGCAGAUCAAGUGUGAGCUGAGGGUGCUCUGCAAGUUCGCCUUCAGCCUCUCCCAGGACUGGGAGCUGCCCAUAAAGAGGGAGGAGAAGGAGAAGAAGCCUCUGAAGGAAGGAGUGCAGGACAUGCUGGUGAAGCACCAUCUCUUCAGCUGGGACAUAGAUGGGUGACCCGCACCCCACCCUCCCCUGGGGACCCUUCUCAAAGGCACACA
This is a messenger RNA of Tinamus guttatus (white-throated tinamou), 2386 nucleotides long. RefSeq names its product small G protein signaling modulator 3 (gene SGSM3). Gene Ontology annotation, molecular function: GTPase activator activity; small GTPase binding. The record is from RefSeq and is a predicted model, not a curated record. NCBI's taxonomy places the organism in Eukaryota, Metazoa, Chordata, Aves, Tinamiformes, Tinamidae. Gene Ontology annotation, biological process: regulation of GTPase activity.